UGCCGUAACUUUGCCAAGGUCCAGAUAGCAACAACCAACAUCAUCCUGUACCCAACCACAAUCACCCUCUCAACCCGAAUAACAUACCGAUGCAUGCGCGAAGACACCACAGCCUAUCCACGAUGCCCGCACUACCAAACUACUUCGAUCCCAGAGGCCAGAUGCCCUUGGGCUUUGGCUCGGAUGCCAUCAUGUCACCGACGGUGCCCAUGGGCUUUGGCCUCGAGACGCCCAACUCGAGCCCUCAGAUCGAGGACGAUAGUACCUCCGCGGCUUGUAGUAGUGUGGAUUGUAAUCGGUGUGUCACUUGCGACGAUGACGACUGCGAUGAAGCUGCUGCGCAAUGUACAGACGCAGAGUGUCCAGCUAAUGACAUUCUCUCUGAGAAGGACAAAGCUGCCGCCGAUGUGUUGGCUUCCAUAGGGGGGGACACUUUCGCUCAGGACAGCAUAAUGGCUCCGUCGAUGCCUUCGAUGCCCUCAAUGUCUUCCCAAUACUACGCGACCCAAAGCCCCUACCAGAGUGGAGAAAUCUCAGCAGCAUCUCAGAAUCAUUUCCACCCUGGCGGGAUGACCUUGUCGAUGGCUCAUUCGAUGAACAUGGGCAACCCCUAUCAGAGUAACCCCAACCUCUACAACACUGUCCUCAGCUCUUUCGCCGGCUUUGGGGAUCCUGCCACGUCUGCGCCUGCAGAUUGGAUGGUAUUUGGAAUGCAUCUCAACGAGCAUGCGCACGAUCAGACAAACUGUAUACAGCCUUGCCUUACGCAGAACCGGAACUUGCCAACCAGGUGCCCUCUUCCUCACCUGUCGCAUGCUCAUCCAGGUGGACUAGACUUAUCCUUUUGCAUGCCCGACCCGAACUCGUCAGAGUUCAUACCUUGCGGUGCUGAGCUCAACGGCGUCGAGGACUGGACUAGCCAUUUCCAAGAACAACAUGUUGCAUCAGAAGGACAGCAUCACAACUAUCCCCAUGCAACACAACACUCUUACCCGCCUCUAAUGCCGCCGAAUCGUCAGCCUCAUUUCCUUCCAGGGCCACGGGAUGGUCUUCUUGACCCGACCCAUGCUGCCCAAGAUAAGGAGUCUACCACCUCUCCUCUAGGGCUCCAGGCGUCCUCGUCUCCGCAACCGUCUCCGGCCACUGCGCAAACUCUGCCCAGCCCUGAUAAGACCGGAGCUGAAGUGUUCACUUGCCAAUGGGUAAUCGCCGGUCAGAUUUGUGGUAUGAGCUACUCGAACGAUGACGCUCUACAGGCGCAUUGCAAGGAGAGACAUAUUGUCAACCUUGGCAAGACGGACGCUGGAUACAAAUGCUGCUGGGAGGGAUGUGCGCGUGAAGGUCAUUUCACGCAAAAAAGCAAGCUCGAACGUCAUCUACAGACACACACCGGCUUCAAGCCAGUCAAAUGUGAAAUUUGUAAUACUCCGCUAUCCGCCAAACAAUCGCUAGCGCAGCACAUGCGGAUUCACACCGGAGAAAAGCCUUGGAGCUGCAAGUUUCCGGGCUGCAAAGCAUCCUUCAAGCAGCAGAGUGCUUUGAGUAAGUGAUACCAUUAUUCUUGGGUUUGUACAGCUUCUAACUGGCUUCUAGCAAUGCACUCGAGAACUCAUACAGGCGAAAAGCCACUCAAGUGUGAGGUUUGUGGCAAGGCGUUUGGGGAGUCUUCCAAUUUGUCGAAACACAGAAAAACGCACAAUGUGAAGGGAGCAUUCAAGUGUGACUUCUGCGACAAGGACUUUCACAGACUCGA
Molecule: messenger RNA, 1753 nt
Organism: Colletotrichum godetiae
Lineage: Eukaryota; Fungi; Ascomycota; Sordariomycetes; Glomerellales; Glomerellaceae
Exons: 4
Coding region: 90-1550 (486 amino acids)
Biological process (GO): regulation of transcription by RNA polymerase II
Cellular component (GO): chromatin; transcription regulator complex; PcG protein complex
Molecular function (GO): DNA-binding transcription factor activity, RNA polymerase II-specific; RNA polymerase II cis-regulatory region sequence-specific DNA binding
Source: RefSeq, a predicted model, not a curated record